AUAAGCCUGGAGAAGUGUGCAGCUGCUCCACAGCAGGCUCUCUGUGUCUGAGUUGAUGGAGAGAGGCAGGGAGGGAGGGCUGAAAGGGACUUCCAGCCCACCGCCGACUUCUCCGGAGUUUUCUGAGCUCGGUGGGAGAGAUGAGGAGCUGCUCUCUCCUUCAUGACGGAGUGAAGACGAAAGAAAAUCAACGGAGAAUGGAGGAAAGACAUAGCCUCUCCGUUUUCACGGCCAUGAAAUGUUCGUCUUUUGACGCUCGUUUUACUUUCAACUAAUUACGAAGUCCGAGCGUCCAGCGCUGAAGACACCAGACUCUUCUCUGCAAUGACCUUCGGUGACAGCAACCUUGGUGAUUUGAAGAUGAAUGUCAUACUCCGUCACUACAACCACACUGGAAAGCUGAACCACCGGCUGCUGAGCUCUGACACAAACUCUGGAACUUUGGAUAUCAAAAUCAUCGUCUUCCUCAUCAUUUGCAGCUUCAUCGUUCUGGAGAACCUCACCGUCCUGGUGGCCAUAUGGAGGAACCACAGGUUCCACAACCGGAUGUACUUCUUCAUUGGGAACCUGGCACUGUGUGACCUGCUGGCUGGAGUCUCCUACAUGGUCAACUUGCUCCUCUCUGGGGAUAAGACGUUUGAUCUCUCACCGACUCUGUGGUUUAUUAGAGAGGGCAGCACAUUUGUAGCACUCAGUGCCUCCAUCUUCAGUCUCUUGGCCAUCGCCAUAGAGAGACACCUGACUAUGAUCAAAAUGAGACCUUAUGAUGCCAACAAGAACUACAGAGUGUUUCUGCUUAUAGGGACCUGCUGGCUGAUUGCUGUGAUCUUGGGAGCUUUACCCAUCUUAGGUUGGAACUGCAUUGACAACCUCCCAGACUGUUCCACUGUCCUGCCUCUGUACAGCAAGAAAUACGUAGCUUUCNGCUGA
Molecule: messenger RNA, 930 nt
Organism: Poecilia reticulata (guppy)
Lineage: Eukaryota; Metazoa; Chordata; Actinopteri; Cyprinodontiformes; Poeciliidae
Product: sphingosine 1-phosphate receptor 3-like
Biological process (GO): G protein-coupled receptor signaling pathway
Cellular component (GO): membrane
Molecular function (GO): sphingosine-1-phosphate receptor activity
Source: RefSeq, a predicted model, not a curated record